AUGAGGCAUGAAAAGAUGAGAUCCAUUUCUACUGAUGAUAAAAUUACGAAUGAUAGCAGUAAAACAAUAUCUGCUGGCUUCCAAUGUAAAUCAGGAGAUUGUCCUUCUAAUUCAAGUCCUACUGAAGAUGAAUCAUCUAUUUCUACUACUCAGCAAUUUGAUUUAACAUCUUUUGAACUAGGACACCAUUCUGAAUACCAGACUAGCUCGAUGGAAAAUGAAUUAAAAUUAAACUGUAGCGAUGAAAUCUUCAAUUUCGCGGAAUGCGAUGUUCAAACAUGCGAUGAAAAUUUAGACAAGCUAGAGAAUAGUAUCGCUAAUAGCAAUUGUUCACACAACGAUGAAAUCUUCGGUUUCCCAGAUUGCCAUGAUAAAACAUGCGAUGAUAAUUUAGACAAGUUACACGAAAUUAUUCCCAAUAGCAAUUGCCCACGGAACGAUGAAAUCUUCAAUUUUCUGGAUAGUCAUGCUCAAAACUAUGAUGAAAAUUUAGAUAAUUUACUCAGUAUUGUCUCCAAUAGCAAUUCUUCGCCGAAAGAUGUAGGACUUGCUACUGAUGAAAUUCAAGUGAUUAAAAAUAACAGCAAGAAUGCUACGAAAAAUCCAGUCAUUUCUCCAAAAUUCAAGGAUCAAUGGAGUCCUUCAAGCUGUCAGCAGUCGCAAUAUGUAAGGCGGAAAAGAUGCAAUUCUCAAAUAGAUAGCGAUGACGUUGAUCAAAAUCCAGUUAUUAGUGAAAUUCGUUACUUAGCAUCUAGUUUAGGCGAAGAUUUACUACUUUCUUCAACAGAUAGGCAGAAUCUUGAGCAUUCCUUGCACGACAAGCAACUAAAUCACCCAGUGAAUUCCCAUAUUACUUAUUCUAGCUUUGAUCAAAAUCAGGCUGAUGAAAACUGUUAUUUAAUGACGCAUGCAGAAGAAGAUUUACUUCCAUCAGCAAAUGGGCAGAAUUAUGAUCAUUCUUGGCACAGCGAGCAACCAACUCGUCCAUUAGAUUCUGAUGAUGUCCAUUCUACUGUCGAUCAAAAUCAGGUCAUUAAUGGACCGUUAACUAAUGAAAAUCACCAUUUAAUGACCAGUUUAAAUGAAAAUUUACUGGCAUCAGCAAAUAGGCAGAAUCUUGAUCAUUACUCGCACGGCAAGCAGCUAACUCAUUCACUGGAUUCUCAUGAUGAUCAUUCUGGCAUUGAUCAAAAUCAGGUUAAGAAUGGAAAUCGUUAUUUAAUGAUUCAUUCAAAUGAAAAUUUAGUUCCUUCAGUAAGUAAGCAAAAUCUUGAUCACUUAAUGCACAACAAGCAGAUAACUCAUCCAUUAUUAGAUUCCCAUGAUGAUACUUCUGGUAUGGAUCAAAACCAAGUUAGUAAUGAAAACCGUUAUGCGAUGACCAAUUCGAAUGGAGAUUUACUGACUCCCAAAAAUGGGCAAAAUUUUGAUCUUCCUUUUUAUGGCAAGCAAAUUACUCAUCCGUUAUUGGAUUCUCAUGAUGAUGGUUCCAGUGUUGAUCAAAAUCAAGUUAUUGAUGAAAACCGUUAUUUAAUAAUUAAUACAAAUAAAGAUUUACUUCCUUCAGAAAGUAGGUUGAAUCUUGAACAUGCUUUGGUUGGUAAGCAGAUAACUCAGCCAUUAUUGGAUUCCCGUGGCAAUAGUUCUUGUAAUGAUCAAAAUCAAAUUUUCGUUGAGAAUUCGAAUCGUUAUUUAAUAAAUAAUUCAAAUCAAGAUUUACUUCCUUCCGUAAGUGAGCAGAAUCUUGAUUAUUCUUUGCACAGCAAGCAGAUAACUCAUCCGCUAUUGGAUUCCCACGCUAGCAAUUCUAGUAUUGAUCAAAAUCAAGUUGAAACUAAGAAUCGUCAUUUAUUGACCAAUUCGAGUAAACAGUUGCCAGUUUCUUCAAUAAGCGAGCAGAAUCUUGAUUAUUCAUGGCAUAACAAGCAGUUAACCCAUCCAAUGUCAGAGUCUCAUGAUGAUCUUUCUAGUCUUGAUCAAAAUCAUGCCAUCAGUGAAAACAGUAACGGUUAUUUAAUGACCUACUCAAAUGAAGGUUUGCUAAUUCCUUCCACAAGUGAUCGAAAUCUAGAUCAUUCUUUGCAUAGCAAUCAGCCAACUCAUCCACUACUGGAUUCUUGUGUUGAUAAUUCUACUUUACAUCGGCAUCAAAGUAGAUUGGAUAACCGUGGCAAUAAUCUUUACCGCGAAUCAUCUAGACCUGAGAAUAGGCAUUCAACCCCUAAUGGAAAAUUCAGCAGAUCACAAGCUCUUAUGCCAAAAUGUGGCCUUUAUUCGGGUAGGGCACAGUCAAGUAGGAAAAAAGAUCACCCUGGAAUAAAUCAGGAAUCGGUUAAUGGCUAUUCUUACCAAAAUGAAUCUGCAAGGCAUGGCUAUAGCAAAUCAAAUCCAUUAUCGAAUGAGGAUAACUUCAAGAAAAGGAAUCCAAAUUGCUACUGUUCCUGUCACGGUUCUAACCGAUCGUCAUACGACGAAGGAAACGACACUUACAUCUCUGCAACGCUAAAUUAUUCUAAUUCUACUAAAACAAAUGAAAAUCAUGACCCAAACGUUAGUCUUGAUGACGACAUUUAUUUAAUAUCUUCAGGUCAGAGUGCCAAGAAUGAUGCUCUAAAGAUAUCUGCAUCGCUCAAUCAUUCCAAUUCGACUAAAGUUAACCUUAAUGGUCGCCAAAAUAGUAGCCUUGAAGACGACAUUUAUUUCAUAUCUUCAAGCAACAGUACUGUUAAUUUUACUCUGCCCAAAAGCCGUAAAAGGCAAAUAAUAGACAUUGCCGAUUCUACGUCAAGCUCUGUAUCUAGUAAUAAGGUAUCCAAGUAUGCGUCUAAUUUAUCAAAGGAAAGCAGGAAUGAAUCUUUAUCGCAGAAAGCUACCUUAGAAAGAGAUAAUUCAGCUCGUAUCAGCUAUAAUUCAGAUGCAUCGGACGCUAAUACUACCAGUCAAAAAGAUGAAGUGCAACAUCACCCUCAAAGUAUUCCAAUAUGGCUAAGAAAUCCACUCUUGCGUACAAACAAAUGCAAAAAUUUCUGCCAAUUGGCCACAGAAAUAGCCUGUUCGAGACAAAGUGAUCAUCCAUUGCCAGCGUUUCCGACAGAUAAUUCUGGCUCAUCGCAAGUAAUGAAUGCGGUCAGUAACGCAUCUUGGCAACAGAAUCGUGCACAACAUGGUCUUUUAUUAACGAGGAACAACAUUUCCUAUUCUCCAAUGGAUAUAGCAGAUGCUAAUAGUACGGAUCCAGGUACACAUUCGCAAGAAAAUGCUCAGUCAUCGAAUCAUACUGGACUAAACGGUAAUGUAACCUUUCGAAAUGGAUGCCAGUUGAUUACUGGCGACAAGAAAACCGGUAAAAAUCGUAUACAAUACGAAAUUGAUUCAACCAAGGCAAAGCCGUGUAGAACAAGACGUUCAUCAAAGGCAAGAACAAACGGCGAAAAAAGAUGUGAAAACACUGACGAAAAAUCAAAGAAAAAGAAAGAUGACAAAUAG
Messenger RNA from Trichoplax adhaerens, 3486 nucleotides. RefSeq lists its product as uncharacterized. The transcript has 4 exons. The coding region runs from base 1 to 3486 and encodes 1161 amino acids. Lineage: Eukaryota; Metazoa; Placozoa; Uniplacotomia; Trichoplacea; Trichoplacidae. The record is from RefSeq and is a predicted model, not a curated record.